Messenger RNA from Thunnus maccoyii (southern bluefin tuna), 1289 nucleotides. RefSeq names its product BCL2 interacting killer (gene bik). The transcript has 6 exons. Lineage: Eukaryota; Metazoa; Chordata; Actinopteri; Scombriformes; Scombridae. The record is from RefSeq and is a predicted model, not a curated record. Bases 310 to 780 code for a protein of 156 amino acids.
GAAAAGGGAUAUAUAUACACAUUGUAUGUCGCUCUGUAUCUUUUUUGUUUGUUUGUUUCACUUUAUUGAACAUGCAUCACAUAAACAGCAGGUUGGCAGAAUUGAAUAAAUGAAAAAUAAACAGAACAGUAUCUUCUGCUCAAAUUGAUUUUCCACAUUUUAUGGUUUUAUGUGUCGCCCCCUGCUGGUCACUAUCGGCAGCAGCAGGUAAAGGCGUGGCCAGUGAUAUUUGAGUCAGUUACCUGAGAGCAACAAGAUUAAAGGACGCUGCUGGCGGCGUCCGCUUUAAUCUACACAAAAGAAAACAAGAUGGUGGAACUAACAAGAAAGCCGAGUCGUGUCGUCUCCCUCCAGGCUGGACCUGGUGACGUGGACACUGGUACCCUGUCUGACGUCAACCUCAGGAUCAAUGACAGGGCUGCUCGGGUCUUUGGUCGUCAGUUGGCUGUAAUUGGAGACCAGCUGGACCAGGAGUGGGCCAGCAGACAGCUGAACUGGUUACCGACUCCCCUGCACAUGCUGAGACCUGCUCAGGCACUGACCAGGACCAUCUACCGGGACAUCCACAGUCAGUUAUGGGGCUUCCAGGGCUUGUGUGCUGCAGUGAAGGCCUGGAUAGCGAGCACUGCGCCUGGGCAGGGGAUCCUCAGAUCUGAGGCCUGGGUUUCCACUUUUAAACCCGCAACCUGCACUGGCUGGACCAGAGGAGCACUGGUGACUGUGGCACUGGUGGCUGCAGUGGCCAUUUUCGGUGCUUUAUGGGUGGAAGGGAGAGCCUAAGUGGCCACAAGCAGGUCUUUCGGCCAUUAUAUAUUUGACCAGAAAAAUGUUUGCAAACAAGUGACAGUUAUUGCUAAGUGAUUUGCUUCUGCUGUUUACUUCAACUUCUCUUUUUAUACUAAUUUAAUGAGCGGUAUUUAAUUUGACACAAAGACUGCAAACACCUUUUUAGGGCAACACGACCAGAAGCAGGAGAAAAAAAUAUACUUGUGGGGAACUGGGAAUGGUUUAUAUCAGCUUUACAGUCUUGCUUAAGGAGUUGGUCAGUGUUUUGUAGCAUUAACAUGAUGGUUCACGGUUGUAUUAAUGUCAAAGUGCUUGUUUCCAAUGACUGGACUGUUGCUGGUCUGCAGUCUUUUAUAUCCAGAUUAGUUUCUUACUGGUUUAAGAGGCCAUAAUUUUUUACAAAUGAAAUGUAGCCUUGCUUAAUAUACAAUUAAGGGAGCUGGACUUUCUGUUUCGGAUUUAAAAAUGCUUUUUUUCAUGUGAUGCAAAUAAACUUCAUAAUG